AUGGCCUCGCAGAGCGUUUCUUCUCGAAAACGCCCGGCCCCAGGGACAUCACCUGCGAUACAUGCCCCGAUGGGAACGAUUCCAAACUACACCGAUCCAAACACCCAGCUUUCAGAUGACCAGUUUCUUCAGUGGGGCCAAGACGCGCCAGCUGUGACUCCCGCCUACCCUGUUGACUCGGCAGGGUACAACGCCAUGCCUUUUACCGCAAACCAAGACAUCGCAAGCGCCGGGGUAACGCAAUCCAAUCAAAUUGCCAGACGACCUAUGAAUCAACUCAUUAAUAGAAACCGCACGUACGAGCAGACUACGCCACCCUUGACCGAUCAAAAUACAGGUGAUGGUUGGGGAGAAAGUGUAGCGGAGCUCGAGCAACGAGCAUUGGUUGCGAAGCGAGAAGCACAGGCCAAAAGAAAACAAAUUCCGCCUUUUGUCCAGAAGUUGAGAAGUUUUCUGGAUGAAUCGAAGAACACAGAGUUAAUCCGAUGGUCAGAUGACGGCGACUCGUUUAUUGUGUUAGAUGAAGAUGAAUUCGCUCGUACCCUGAUUCCGGAAUUGUUUAAGCACAAUAAUUAUGCAUCCUUCGUACGCCAACUGAACAUGUACGGGUUCCACAAGAAAGUUGGUCUAUCAGAUAAUUCUAUGCGCGCCAGUGAACGGAAGAACAAGAGUCCCAGCGAAUAUGCUAAUCCAUACUUCAAACGUGGCUACCCCGAUCUUCUGUGGCUAAUUCAAAAACCUAAGAACGUGUCUGGACAAACCAGUAAGGGUAGCAGUAAAGGGGCCAAAGCUAGGACUGAUGAUGGCGAUGAGAAUGAUGUGGAAGAGUAUGUUGAUGAAAGCAACCGGGAAGAACGGUCGCGGAAUCGUGCUCAGCUAGCGAUAAGCACUCGGGAGGACUUUCUUCCUAAGGAUCAAUUGAGUGGCGUCUACCGUGAACUUCAGACGAUACGACAGCAACAACAGAUUAUCUCCAGUACAAUAUCUAAGCUUCGCCGAGAACAUGAACAACUAUACGGCCAGGCUGCCAACUUUCAAGAACAACACAAUCGCCAUGAAAACUCGAUCAAUGCAAUCCUUACCUUCUUAGCUACGGUGUACAAUCGCAGCCUUCAGGGCCACGAGAGCCAACAGAACAUCGCCAAUUCGUUUCCACAGGACCAAGGUAAUGUUGUGGAUGUCGGCGAUGACUUUGUUUUGAGCUCACUAGGCGAUGAUACACCCCUGGGACCUGGAGCAUUCAAGAAGAAGCCGUUACUUUUGAAGGCUCCGCCACAGGUCGGUUCUGGUACAGUUGAUCGCGCAACCACCUUGUCUCCAGCUGCUUCUACCUACGACGGUCAUGGUGGGCGAGCGAGCUCCCGACAACAGCGGGCAUCAACAGGUAUUAUUGAAGAAGUGCCUGAUGGCAACAGUCCCCAACCCCCGGUACCAACAGGAUCUUCUUUCGACCAACGGAAACCACAAAGAGAUAUCAUGUCCAUGAUUCAGAACAGCAACGCUGUUAAUGGGAUUCCGACGGACUUCUCUGAUUUCCCCAACAUAGUAUCCUCUCUCGAAACGUCUGGCGGAAACUCGGCUCUUACACCAAAACAACGUGCAGAUGCGCUACGACAGAUCGCACAUCAAACAAAUGUCAACGACCCAACCUCCGCUUCGUCGAAUAAUGCCCUCAUCAGCCCCAGUCCCCCUCCCAUGUUACAAAACUAUUCUGCUCAGUUGAACAACACUCGGAACGAAAUCGACAAUUUGAUGAAGAUGCAGGCAGAGCAAGACCGCUCGGUUCAGAACUUGACGAAUUUAUUACAACCGCUUAGUCCCACUGGUCAAAUCCCAGGUCUUGCAGAUGGUCACGUACCGCCACCGUCUCUUGAUCUUGACCAGAUAUUCAAUAGCCAGGACUACUUCACCGACUUAAAUGACCUAAACGAUAGCAAAGACAACAUCCAAUUUAGCGACAUGUCGAAUGCAGCAGCAUCCGAGCAGAACCCUGGCGCGACAGCAGAUGUGAAAGAUCUUUUCAAUUUCGACAACCUCGGCGAUGGUGGAGGUGCUGAUUCCGAGUUAUUCGGCGAUACCGGCCGAGCUGGUGGCGCUGCACCGACAAGUUACUUCGACAACUAUGAAGACUACCACAAAGACAAUGCCUUCAACAACAACUUCCUUGAUACCAACACAACUAAUCUCUCUAAUAACGAUACCCACGAACCCGGCCGCAUUGUUGAAACACUUACCGACAGCGAAGCCACAAGCCCUGCAAACACCGUUGACGAAAAUGCACAGGGUCUCGGCGUUCCAGCAACGGGAGCAAUCCCAGAGUCUUCAAGUACACAUAGUCCCAAACGGAGGAGAAAGGCUUGA
Messenger RNA from Talaromyces proteolyticus, 2361 nucleotides. Its product is annotated as putative heat shock transcription factor Hsf1. Gene Ontology annotation, biological process: regulation of DNA-templated transcription. Lineage: Eukaryota; Fungi; Ascomycota; Eurotiomycetes; Eurotiales; Trichocomaceae. The record is from RefSeq and is a predicted model, not a curated record. Gene Ontology annotation, molecular function: sequence-specific DNA binding; DNA-binding transcription factor activity. The transcript is spliced from 2 exons. The coding region runs from base 1 to 2361 and encodes 786 amino acids.